This is a messenger RNA of Trifolium pratense (red clover), 1560 nucleotides long. RefSeq names its product xyloglucan O-acetyltransferase 1-like. Gene Ontology annotation, cellular component: Golgi apparatus. Gene Ontology annotation, molecular function: O-acetyltransferase activity; nucleic acid binding; RNA-DNA hybrid ribonuclease activity. The record is from RefSeq and is a predicted model, not a curated record. Bases 1 to 1560 code for a protein of 519 amino acids. The transcript has 2 exons. NCBI's taxonomy places the organism in Eukaryota, Viridiplantae, Streptophyta, Magnoliopsida, Fabales, Fabaceae.
AUGUUUGGUUGGUAUAAAUGUAACACAGAUGGAGCUUCAUUGGGUAAUCCUGGUAUUGCUGCUUGUUCUGGUAUUUUUAGAAACCAUAGAGGUGAAAUGGUUAGUUGUUUUUCCAAGCAUUUGGGGUUGGCUAAUGCUUUGUUUGCGGAAGCAAUGGGGGUCAUUCUUGCUAUUGAACAUGCAUAUGCUCAGAAUUGGUCUCAUCUUUGGAUAGAAAGUGAUUCUAAACUAGUCUCCUUGGCCUUUAAAUCUCCGAAUAUCAUUCCUUGGAAACUAAAGAACAGAUGGAUGAACUGUAUAUACAUGACUAGAAACAUGAGCUUCAUUAUAUCUCACAUCUAUAGGGAGGGCAAUCAUUGUGCAGACAAGCUUGCUAAUCUCGGGCUAUCUUUGCAAGGUUUCACAUGGUGGACAUCUGCUCCAGUUGAAAUUAGGGAAGAUUUAACUAGAAAUAGGUUAGAAAAGGAAAAACUUUAUGAGAAGCCAUGUGACUAUACAAAUGGAAAAUGGAUUUAUGACAAGAAAGGCCCUUUGUAUAAUGGAACAACAUGUAGUAACAUAAAAAAAAGUCAAAAUUGCAUUGUCAAUGGAAGACCAGACUCAAACUACCUUAAUUGGAGAUGGAAACCAAGUGAGUGUCAUCUUCCAAUAUUUGAUCCAAACACUUUUCUUAAGCUCAUAAAAAACAUGAACAUAGUUUUUAUUGGGGACUCAUUAGCAAAUAACCAAAUGGAGUCCCUUAUUUGCCUAUUAUCCACUAUUUCAAAACCUAAACUUGUCCCUCAUAUUGGCACCGAUUCAAAGUGGUACUUUCCUUCUCACAAUGCAAAUUUGUCAUUAUAUUGGUCACCAUUUCUUGUGAAGGGUGAUCAAAGAAAAAAAGAAGGGCCACCAUAUAAUAAAAUAUAUUUGGAUCAUGUAAAUGAGAUGUGGGCUAAGGAUAUAGAUCAAAUGGACUUGAUUGUGUUAUCAUUUGGUCAUUGGCUUUUGGAUAUUCCUUCAAUUUACUAUGAGGGUGAUUCUAUUAUAGGUUGUUUAAAAUGUCAUGAUUUUAAAUUUAAUUACAAAGAUAUUGGAUUUUAUGAUCCAAUGAGAAAGGCUUUAAGGACUACUCUUAAUACUAUAAUUGAGAGGAAAGUUGGUAAAGGGAAUGGCAUUGAUGUGAUUGUGAGAACAUUUUCACCUACUCAUUUUGAAGGUGAUUGGGAUAAGGGUGGCACUUGUUCAAAGAGAGAACCAUAUAGAAAUGAGGAGAAGAAAAUUGAAGGAAUGGAUGCUAAGAUAAGAAGUAUUGAAAUUGAGGAAUUGGAAAAUGCUAAGGAAAAAGCUAAAAAAUUUGGAUUAAAUUUUGAAGUGCUUGAUGUAACAAAAUUGGCAUUGUUAAGACCAGAUGGUCAUCCAGGUGCUUAUAUGAAUCCUUUUCCAUUUGCAAAUGGAGUUCCAAAAAAUGUACAAAAUGAUUGUGUUCAUUGGUGUUUGCCUGGGCCUAUUGAUACUUGGAAUGAGAUUUUUUCUGAGAUGAUGAAAAAGGGCAAGUAUCAUGCACAAAGAGAAAAGUGA